CAACGGCAAACGCAAAGCGAAACAAAAACCUCUGUCUCAAAAAAAAAAGAAUAGACACACGUUCUCUCUCCAUCAUUCUCCUCUCUCCUUUAUUUCCUCUCGCAUCCUUUGUUCUUCUUUCAUCUGGUUGGGUCGACAGAGAGGGGGAGCAAGGAAAGGAGGAGAGAUAAGGAAGCAACAGCAGCAGCAGCAGGAGGCAGGAGUGAGUGAGUGAUGAGCGCCGAGCUGCGCGAGCAAUAAAUAGAAAUUAAGGUUCGAGCUAGCCGCCUCCAUGGCUGCGUUUGCAGGCGCUCUAGAAUUCCUCCCCGGCACCAGCAGCAGCAGCCACCCAUCCUUCUCCCUCCUCCAAUCCUUCUUUAUAUAGCCACAAACUUCACUCCCCUCACCACCCCCAAAAGGCACCUCUCACUUACCCCACCCCACUCCCUCCUCCCAAGCUCUCCUCCUCUCGGAGCUAGCUAGAGAGAUAUAUAGAGAGCAAUUAACCAAGAUCGCAAGGAGAACAUAAUUAGAGGCAGGCCAGGACAGGAUCGAGCUUCUACCUAUCCUCUCAGCCUCAGCAAAGGCAAAGAAGAUCAGGCCAAGGAGAUAAGGAUUAAGCGAGAGCGAGGCGAGGCUUCUUGAUGGGUGUUGGCUGCCGUGGAUGGCAGGGUUCUCUCUGAGGGGAGGCGGCGGCGGAGGCGGAGGAGGAGCUAGCCGGCCCGGCAGCGACCGCGGCGGCGAUCACCACCAUCCAAUCGGAGCCGACAGCCUGUUUCUGUACGCGCGCGGGGCGGCCGCCGCGGCCGCCGACACGGCGGCCGGCGGCGGCGGUGGCGGGGGCGGGAUAGGGUUCCAGCUAUGGCACCCGCACCACCAGGCGCAAGCCGUGCCGCACACCUCGCAGUUCUUCUCCUCCGCCUCCGGCGGCGGCGUGGCCACGGGCGUCGUGCUCGGCUUCUCCCCCCACGACGCCCACGCCCAUGCCGCAGGCGGCGUGGGCGCGGGCGGGGGCAGGGCCGGGACGAGCUGCCAGGACUGCGGCAACAACGCCAAGAAGGACUGCACGCACCAGCGCUGCCGGACAUGCUGCCGCAGCCGCGGCUUCAGCUGCCCCACCCAUGUCAAGUCCACCUGGGUCCCCGCCUCCAAGCGCCGCGAGCGCCAGCAGCAGCUCGCCGCCCUCUUCCGCGGCGCCGCUGCCGCUAACAACAACAGCUCCGCUGCCGCGGCAGCCGCCGUCGCUGCCGCGGCAAACAAGCGCCCCCGCUCCCUCGGCCGCUUGCCCUCCGCCUCCACCGCCAUCGUCGACACCACCACCUCCUCCGGGGAGGGGGAGGGGAGGUUCCCGGCGGAGCUGAGCCUGGAGGCGGUGUUCAGGUGCGUGAGGAUCGGGGCGGUGGACGAGCCGGAGGCGGAGCUGGCGUACCAGACGGCGGUGAGCAUCGGGGGGCACACGUUCAAGGGGAUCCUCAGGGACCACGGCCCGGCGGCGGAGGACCAGGAGCAGCUCCAGGCCGGGGAGUACGGCCACCACCAGCACCAGCUGACCGGGAGGGACGAGGGGUCCUCGCCGGCCGGGAGCAGCGAGGCGCACGGGGGCGGCGGCGCGUCCACGGCGGCGACAUCCGCGGCGGUGCUCAUGGACCCUUACCCGACGCCCAUCGGGGCCUUCGCCGCAGGCACCCAGUUCUUCCCUCAUAACCCUAGAACCUAGCUUCAAUUCCUUCCAUGAAAUCCUUGCUUCCAUCCUAGCAAUGUCGUUUCAUUUACUCUCAAGUCUCAAAGCUAGACGACGGCGAUCAUCAUCCAAGCCGUACGUCGUGCGUGAUUGAUCGAGCUAGCAAACAAUAUGCAAGAGUGGGACACGAAGAAGAAGAUCGAUGAUGAGGAGGAGAUCUGUUCUCCUAUCGAUCGAUCGCUUGUUAGCUAGAGAUAGCUACUACUACUUGUGAUCCAUCCAUGCACAUCUUAAUUUUCAGUCGAUUAAUUAUUAGUAAUGACCUUAAUAUAUGCAUUGGUGCAAUUAAAGAGAGAAAAUUAAGUGUAUCGCUUAAUUAUUGACUUUCCUUUGAAAAUGUUUACCCCCUUUGGCAUUC
Molecule: messenger RNA, 2078 nt
Organism: Brachypodium distachyon (stiff brome)
Lineage: Eukaryota; Viridiplantae; Streptophyta; Magnoliopsida; Poales; Poaceae
Product: protein SHI RELATED SEQUENCE 1
Exons: 3
Coding region: 644-1696 (350 amino acids)
Biological process (GO): positive regulation of DNA-templated transcription
Cellular component (GO): nucleus
Molecular function (GO): DNA-binding transcription factor activity; DNA binding
Source: RefSeq, a predicted model, not a curated record